AUGUCUUUAGUUGUCCAACUACUGGGACUUGACAUGGAGCUACAGCAACUUGUUGCAGCGACUGUGAACACUUUUGAUAAAAACGUUGGAGAUAUAAAGGUGUCCAUAGCCUUACAAGAUGACAAUACAGUUCUAGGGGAAGAUGUCAAAAAGAAAGUCUGUCAAAUAAUUGGUUUGAAGCAGAGCAGCCAUGAUUUGUUUUCACUAUUUACCUGUAACUCAAAUGGUGAAAUCUUACAACGUGUUCGAGACACCGAUCACAUAUUUUGUCCUGUGAAAGGUUUGGUGCUAAGAAAAUGGUGCUUUACUCAGAAACAAGAAAGUGAGGUCAUCAAAAAUGAUGGAAUGGCAUGUCAUCUGGUGUUUUCUGAGGCAGAGAAUGACAUUAAAUCAGAGAGACUUGUGCCAAACAAAGAACAAGAACAAAAGCUUGAAGAAUACUUGGAACCAGGAUUCACACUUGAGGAACAAUAUGUAUAUGUAUGUCAGUCUAUGAAGGACUACUUUUCUAUUAGGGUAGACAACUGCACUAUGUCUCUGAAGUCAGAGGAAGAAUUUACCCCUCUAUCCCUCUCUGAACAGCUGGUCAGUGUGAUGUUGUCUUCCGAGGGUGUUGUAGUGGCCACAGGUCAGCAUGCAGUGAUCAUCCCUCUGUUCUGUGUGAGAAGUUGGAGCAUAAACACUGUCUCGAGUCUCAUUCAGUACAAAUACAAGAGCUCUGCUGAUCAAGAUGUUACCUUGUCUUUAGGAUCAAAUCAGUUUCGGUAUUUACAUGCCGGAACGAUGGAAGCUAUUAAGGACUUUCGUCUGGUCAGUGUGAUGUUGUCUUCCGAGGGUGUUGUAGUGGCCACAGGUCAGCAUGCAGUGAUCAUCCCUCUGUUCUGUGUGAGAAGUUGGAGCAUAAACACUGUCUCGAGUCUCAUUCAGUACAAAUACAAGAGCUCUGCUGAUCAAGAUGUUACCUUGUCUUUAGGAUCAAAUCAGUUUCGGUAUUUACAUGCCGGAACGAUGGAAGCUAUUAAGGACUUUCGUGUGAGUACAAAAUUUUAG
Molecule: messenger RNA, 1050 nt
Organism: Mizuhopecten yessoensis (Yesso scallop)
Lineage: Eukaryota; Metazoa; Mollusca; Bivalvia; Pectinida; Pectinidae
Exons: 8
Coding region: 1-1050 (349 amino acids)
Source: RefSeq, a predicted model, not a curated record